GGCGCGGGGCUGGGGCCGCACCGGGGCUGUACCGGGACCCCCCGGGGCCCCUCAGCGAGGCUCGGCCUGUGCCGCACGUGGGGCUCGGGCCCGGCCGGUGUCCCGGAGCGCCGCUCGGCCGCGCCCAUGCCCGGCGAUUGGGCGGCCGACCCCUCCGGUUCGAUGCCGCCGCCGCCGCCGUCGCCGCCGGCAGCGGAGGCGGUGCCCGAGGCGGUGCUGGAGCAGUGGCGGCAGUACCACGAGAGCGAGCGGCAAUGGGCGCUGCGCCGCCGCUUCAUCCUCCGCCACCUCCGCGGGUACCCCGGAGCCGCCAUCGACCAGCUGCUGGCCCUCUCCGUCCUCUGGGUCAACCACGUCUUCCUGGGAUGCAGAUACGGCUCGCAGGUGAUGGAGAAGGUUCUCAAGAUGGCCGAAGGCAUCGACAUCGGGGAGAUGCGGACGUUCGAGCUCGUCCCUUGCAGGAAGCUGAAGAGGCAGCUCUCUCCUUCCGACAGUCCAGAGCCGGAAGAGGUUCCUGAGCCUCCCAAAAAGAUGGCCCCCAGGUUCCGGGUGCGACCGCGUUUUGAACCCAUCCACUUUGUGACCAGCGUGGAGAAGGACGACAAGAAGGAGGAUCCUCUGGAUAACCAAAUGCAGGAAGUGAACCAGGAGGCAAAUACAAACAGCGUGGCACAGCCGGCUGAGAACUGUACAAAUUCUCCCUUAGGGAACGCGCAGGAGGUGGAUCCCCAGCUCUCGAACUCAGCUGGGUUUGGCUUUGCAAGCCAGCCAGCAGCAGCCAAUAAGGCUGUGAAUAAUGCGGACGCUACCACAAGUGGCGUGUUGCAGGUUUCUGUUUCUCCUUCAGCUGUCCAGUCUGUGUCAGAGACUUUCCCUCCAUCAGCUAUAAUGCUGAAGCAGAGUUUUAUCGAGAAACUGUCAGCAGCUAUCUGGAAAAACCUUGCUAACCCAGAUGCAAACACCGGGACUGAAAAAAUUAACUAUACGUAUCUUCUGACGCGUUCAAUUCAGGCCUGCAAGACAAAUCCUGAAUAUAUUUAUGCUCCUCUGAAAGAAAUCGCUCCUGCCGACCUCCCGAAGAGUAAGAAGCUCCUAACGGAUGGCUUUGCCUGUGAAGUACGAUGUCAGAACGUCUACCUGACCACCGGUUACGCCGGCAGCAAAAAUGGAUCGCGGGACCGAGCCACGGAGCUGGCAGUCAGGCUGCUGCAGAAGUCUGUAGAAGUCAGGGUUGUUCAGCGCAAGUUCAAACACACCUACCACGAAGACCUGGUGGUGUGUGAGGCAGGCGUGAACCGCCCAGAUUUCCCUCCGGCUCUCAAACCUCAUGAGGAGUUCGUGGUGGCCAACAGGGACUGCGUCCCCAUGCAGCCUGGUUCUGAGUCUGUGAAAAAUUCCCCCAACACCAGCAAACACUGGACUAGUUUCGUCCUCACGGAGAACGCUAGCGAUGCAAUAGGAAUCCUUAACAAUUCUGCCUCAUAUAAUAAAAUGUCUGUUGAAUAUAAAUAUGACUUAAUGCCCAACCGCAUGUGGCGUUGUCGAGUGUAUCUACAAGAUCACUGCCUAGCCGAGGGGUUCGGCACCAAGAAGACCAGCAAGCACGCGGCAGCUGACGAGGCCUUGAAGAUUUUGCAGAAGACGCAGUCAAAUUUAACCGCCAUCAAAGUGACGCAGGUUCAGAAAGUGGGCUGCUCCUCGCGGGGUUCCGGAAGGAAGAAGGACCUGAAGGACCUGGUGGUUUACGAGAACUCGGAUAACCCGGUGUGCACGCUGAAUGACACCGCGCAGUUCAACAAGAUGACAGUUGAGUACGUCUUCGAAAGGAUGACUGGCAUGCGAUGGAAGUGCAAGGUGCUGCUCGAAAACGAAUUCAUCGCAGAAGCAGUCGGAGUGAAGAAAUCUGUCAAGCAUGAGGCAGCAGAGGAAGCCGUGAAAAUCCUCAAAAAGACUCAGCCGACUGUUGUUAAUAAUCUGAAGAAAGGCACCAUUGAAGAUGUCAUCUCGAGAAACGAGAUUCAGGGUCGGUCAGCAGAAGAGGCUUUCAAACAGAAGAUCAAAGAAGACAACAUUGGGAAUCAAAUUUUAAGAAAGAUGGGUUGGACAGGUGGUGGCCUAGGGAAAGACGGCGAAGGAAUCAGAGAGCCUAUUUCAGUGAAGGAGCAGUUUAAAAGGGAAGGACUGGGGCUUGAUGUGGAAAGGGUAAAUAAAAUCGCUAAAAGAGAUAUUGAACAGAUCAUUCGAAACUAUGCACGCUCAGAAAGUCACGUUGACUUGACGUUCUCUACAGAACUGACGAACGACGAGCGGAAGCAGAUACAUCAGAUUGCUCAAAAAUACGGUCUUAAGAGUAAAUCUCACGGGCAGGGCCACGAUAGGUACUUGGUGGUAAGCAGAAAGCGGCGCAAGGAGGAUCUCUUAGACCAGCUGAAGCAAGAAGGCCAGGUUGGGCAUUAUGAGCUCAUCAUGCCUCAGGCAAACUGAGGUUAGGUGUCCGACUUCACUGGUGGGAGUAGUGAUGAACUGAAACUUCCUAGACACUCGAUGAAAGAAAGAUGCUGCAUUUUCUUGUUGCGGGAUAUAUUAACAUUAAAAUCUUUUACCUUCCUCAUAUAAUUUCGGAAAUGUUACUAGACAAUUAGGACUGACCGAGUUCUGUUCAAGUGUAUUAGCACAGCCCCAAACCAGUAAUGCUAUUACUGUAUGUCUUUGAUAUUACUUGCUCCCUCACAUUUUAAUAGUUUUGUAAUAGCGAAAACACACGUCCAACCAUGAGGAAUUUGACACCAUUUAAAAUUAUAGUUCCCUUAUUCUUUCUGUCCAAGAAAGGAGGAAAAAAAGCUUUUUUUUUUUUU
This is a messenger RNA of Cygnus atratus (black swan), 2855 nucleotides long. RefSeq names its product NFKB repressing factor (gene NKRF). The transcript is spliced from 3 exons. The record is from RefSeq and is a predicted model, not a curated record. Gene Ontology annotation, cellular component: nucleoplasm; nucleolus. NCBI's taxonomy places the organism in Eukaryota, Metazoa, Chordata, Aves, Anseriformes, Anatidae. Bases 127 to 2484 code for a protein of 785 amino acids. Gene Ontology annotation, molecular function: nucleic acid binding.